GAGUUGUCUACUCAGCUAGUUUCAAUAGAGGGAUUUGAUCGUACGACUUGUGUCACCACUUGUUAGUGUCUUAGUUUAACUAUAGAGUUGUUGUGUUUAUAUAUCAUCUUUAUGUCUGUGUAGGCUGAUGCUUGUGUAGGAUGUCUUCAGUGAAUUUCACGGGGAAGAAUGUGGAGGAGUUUACCAUCACUGGCUUCGACCACCUCUCUCACCAGAAGCUCCUGGGCUUCCUCAUCUUCAUCACCUAUUUCCUUGUGCUUCUGGGAAGCAGCACCAACAUCUGCAUCAUUUUGACGGACAGACGGCUGCACACGCCCAUGUACCUCCUCAUCUGUAACCUGGCCGUGGUGGACAUCAUGUUCACGUCCAGCACCAGCACCACCAUGAUCUCUGUCCUGCUGGCCGAGGUCAAAACCAUCUCUUACUACUCCUGCAUAUCAAGCAUGUACAUCUACCACCUGGGUGACAUCGAAGAGUGUCUGGCCCUGUCCCUGAUGGCUUUGGACCGAACCAUCGCUAUCAGCACUCCUCUUAGGUACCACAGCAUACUGACUAACCCAAGGCUCUUCCUGUUGAUCACAGCUACCUGGCUGAUAGGGUUAGGGGUCAUGGGGGUAGUAGCAGCUCAGGCAGACAGCCUUCCAUACUGCCAGCCCAUCAUUAGAUAUAUGUUCUGUGACUAUCCUGCUAUGGUCAGAGCUGCCUGUGUCAACCCUGAACCCUAUUGGAUGCUUCCCACCAUCCUGGGUCUGUGGUUGGUUGGUGCACAGCUCACAUUCAUUCUGCUGUCAUACGUGAAUCUGAUCUACACAGUACUGAGACUGCCAAACAGUGAGAGCAGAGUGAAGGUGUUUAAUACUUGUAUUUGUCACAUCAUUGUGGUGUCCUGUUACUACGCUCCCAAGUUAGUCUCUGUGUUGUUGACGAGGAUAGGGGUGAGACUGAAUCUGACGGAGCGUAAUGCUUUACUGAUUAUAGCUACGCUGUUACCCUCUCUGAUCAACCCAGUAGUCUACUGUCUGAAGACCAAGGAGAUUAGAAAGAGAUUGGUUCAGAUACUGUCUAGGAAAAGAACGUCAGUGAUGAAAUGAGGUAGUGAAAAGUAUUAUUUUGUGACUUCAAAUCAGUGUGUUUAAAGGUUUUAAAGAUAAUUUCCAAUUCAGCUCACAUCAGCAGCAUUUACUUUGCCUUUAAGAGUUGCUUUGUCUUCAAGAAAGAUCAGAUUGAAUUUCUGUUGAAUAACCACAAUCCAAGGUUUAAAUAUUUCCAGCUUCUUCUGUCAGCACGUUACAUUACACCUGAAAAUAUCUAAAUGGUUUGAUUUUAUUACACUGAAUAUUCAACGUACUUUUUUUUAUUGUUGUUGCAAUGUUGAGAGUUAAACAUGCAAGUUAGAAUUUCAAUGUACGUUAUAGUAUGUAGUGUUAUAGUGUACAUAAUGUUUGUCCUGUGAAA
This is a messenger RNA of Oncorhynchus nerka (sockeye salmon), 1455 nucleotides long. Its product is annotated as olfactory receptor 10G7-like. Lineage: Eukaryota; Metazoa; Chordata; Actinopteri; Salmoniformes; Salmonidae. The coding region runs from base 141 to 1091 and encodes 316 amino acids. The transcript has a single exon. Gene Ontology annotation, cellular component: membrane. Gene Ontology annotation, molecular function: G protein-coupled receptor activity; odorant binding; olfactory receptor activity. The record is from RefSeq and is a predicted model, not a curated record. Gene Ontology annotation, biological process: G protein-coupled receptor signaling pathway; detection of chemical stimulus involved in sensory perception of smell.